AUGACGACUGCGAUCCCCCAGACCCCGAGGUCUAUCAGCGGGCCACCGACCACGGCCCUUCCGGCACUGCCUGUAGGCAAGACGAGGAAACCUUCAGGCUUGCAAGGACCAUCAACGCCGGCGAGAUCGCUGACGGGCACACCAAGGACGGGCCUGCGAGCCCCAUCAUCCACAUUAUUUCCCCCACCGACCUCACCAGCUCCUUCGACCGCCUUACCGCAACCACGAGCAGUAGCAACAAUCGCAAAUAGUUCUUCCAAGGCGCUGCGGAAAUCAGUUAGCAUCAGCGCCUUCCCUCAACCCCCUCGUGGAGACACCAGGAACUCGAGCGUACCACCAAGCCCUCUGUCUGGCUCGCGGAAAUCCAAGGUGCCCAGCUCGACAAGCCUCCACACGAGUGGGACGCCAAGCCUGCUGAAUGGCUCUGGCGACGGCAAGUCUGUGGGAAGAGGAAGCAUACGGUUCUCUGACGGCCUGAUUAGUGUAUCUUCCCUUCCGCAGAGCCGCAGCUCUUCGGCACAGGAUUCUUACUCUACCUCGGCAACCACAUACGACGACAAUGACGGUCCCAAGGCGAGCACAGAUGUCUCUAGCAAGCGCCAGUCCAAGUCGGACACCAAGGGCAACGUUCUUGUGAGCGUGAGGGUGAGGCCAGAUGCGGGAGGCCAAGACCAUCGGUCGGAUGGUGAAUGGUUGGUUGACGGACGCAAAUCGUCCAUCACCUACGGAGGCAAGGACGGGGCUGGUGACUAUCAUUACGACAACGUAUUCACGACACACGACGACAACUCCAGGGUAUACGAUCAUAUCGCGAAGCGGCUCGUCCGUCGUGUCAUGGAGGGUUAUCACGGAACUGUUUUUGCAUAUGGUAUGACGGGCACCGGCAAGACGUUCUCGAUGCAAGGAACUGCGUCAUCACCUGGUGUGAUACCCCUGGCCAUCACCGAUAUCUUCUCGUACAUUCGCGAAACUCCUUCCCGAGAGUUCCUGCUCAGGGUCAGCUACCUGGAGAUCUACAACGAGAAGAUUCAUGACUUGCUCAGCAUGCCGACCAACGGUGGUGUUGGCGGGGCUGUAACGCAGGAGGAGAUUAAACUACGCGAGGAUAGCAAGCGGGGUGUCUAUGCGAGCCCCCUCAAGGAGGAGAUCGUGCAGAGCCCCACACAGCUCCUGCGCGUCAUCGCCCGAGGUGACCAGGCGCGCAGGACUGCGAGCACUCAGUUCAACUCGCGGAGUUCCCGAAGCCACGCGGUCGUGCAGAUUGUCGUCGAGAGCAGAGAACGCAUACAGGGCGUCAAUGCAUCGGGUGUGGAUUCCAAGCGAUCAGCCAUCCUCCCUGGGGGCGUACGUGUCUCGACCCUGAGCCUGAUCGACCUGGCAGGUUCAGAAAAGGCUGCCGAGAGCAAGGAGCGGCGGACGGAGGGUUCUCAUAUCAACAAGAGUCUUUUGACUCUCGGUACGGUCAUCUCGAAAUUGUCCGAAUACAAGGACAAGGACGGCAAGGGCGGUGGUGAUAAGGAUGGCAAGCACUUGCCCUACCGAGACAGCAAGCUCACGAGACUGCUGCAGGGCGCCCUCUCCGGCAACUCCCUCGUCAGCAUCCUCUGCACGAUCCAGGUCGCCUCUGGGGCUGCAGCCUCCAACACCCAGACCUCUGAGACCAUCAACACCCUGAAGUUUGCAUCCCGGGCCAAGAACAGCAUCGUCAGCAACGCGAAGCGCGCGGAAGAGGCCCUGGGUGCUGGUGGUGAGGGCGGCGCGAGGGUGCUCCUGGAGCGAUACCGCAUGGAGAUUGCAGAGCUCAAGGCGCAGCUCGACUCGCAGUCCAAGAAGCCCCCUACCAACGAGAACGACGCGGAGAAGAUGCGCGAUGCCGCGGAGGAGCUCGCUCGUGAGAAGGAGGCAGAAGCGCGACACGAGGAGCAAAUGUUGGAGAUGCAGCUUGCCCGGACGGCACUCAAGGAGCGCAUAGACCACCUGAACAAGCUAAUUCUCAGCUCGAGGUCGAUCGGGGUGAAUGCCAGCGGGACGUGGAGCUCGCUGAGCAACCACCCACGCUUCUCGCAGGUCUCGAUACGGUCCUCCAUGACAGCGUCCCAGGUGAGCAGGCCCAUGUUGGAGAGAACAGCAUCCCUCGCCUCGUCAGCAUCCACAAUCGGUCGGCGGCCUAGUACAGACCACCGCACAUCGAGUGGCGAGAGGUCUGUGGGGGAUGAGUCCGACAGCCUGGGCGAGAACGGCGAUGGGACGGCACCGCUAGAGAGACAGAAUCGCGCGCUUCGGGCGGACCUUGCGGACAAGAACCGGUACAUCGCCACGCUCGAGAAGCGACUGCUGCAGGCGCGGCGGACGAGCUCGUCGAGGACAUCGAUCGGGCUGUCCUCUGGCAGCAAGGGUAUUAUGGUGGGCGAAGAUCACAGCGUCGCGGCCGUCAUGAAGGAGAAGGAUGCCGAGAUCGCCGAGCUCCGCGCACAGCUGGAGGACAAAGACAGGAUGCUGGUUGCGCUCCGCAGCGCCGCGAGGAUUCGGGAUAACGCCGACUCCCGCGCGUCUCCGCGUCUGGACGGCCCCGGUCCCUCGGUCCCACCAUCGCCGGCGAGCCCCCCACGUGCCAUGUUCCCGAGCAUCAUUCGACCAUCCCCCAAGAAGCUCCGCAAGAGUGAUGACGAGGUAUCGCGCAUGCUGGACGAGAUGAUCCAGGACCGUGUCGAUCAGGGCCAGAUCACAAAGAGCGUGCGAGGCAGCGUGCGUAUCCCAGCAUCCCUCGGCGGCCAAGAGAAGCCAGCGGUCGACAUCGAGCCGCUGCGACAGAGCAGCGAGAGCAGCCGACGGCCGGUCGUGUUAGAGGUUUAG
Molecule: messenger RNA, 2853 nt
Organism: Cryphonectria parasitica EP155
Lineage: Eukaryota; Fungi; Ascomycota; Sordariomycetes; Diaporthales; Cryphonectriaceae
Product: kinesin-domain-containing protein
Exons: 2
Coding region: 1-2853 (950 amino acids)
Biological process (GO): microtubule-based movement
Molecular function (GO): ATP binding; microtubule motor activity; microtubule binding
Source: RefSeq, a predicted model, not a curated record